Asterias rubens (European starfish) is the source of this 771-nucleotide messenger RNA. RefSeq names its product probable G-protein coupled receptor 21. Gene Ontology annotation, cellular component: membrane. Gene Ontology annotation, biological process: G protein-coupled receptor signaling pathway. Gene Ontology annotation, molecular function: G protein-coupled receptor activity. The transcript has a single exon. The record is from RefSeq and is a predicted model, not a curated record. The annotation marks the transcript as partial. NCBI's taxonomy places the organism in Eukaryota, Metazoa, Echinodermata, Asteroidea, Forcipulatida, Asteriidae.
CCUUACGGUGAUGAGCUUUGUCUUUUAACAGCGUACAUCCACGAGACAUGCCGUAACGUGUCUGCUGUGACACUAGCCCUACUCAGUGUGUAGAGGUACAUUGCUGUUGUGCACCCAUUGAGAUACUCAAGCAUCGUGACCAAGAAAAGAGCCCUGUGGGCAGUUGUGUUCAGCUGGGUUCUCUUUCUGUUGCUCUACUGUGUGGUUGUCUUCGAUUUCUUCGGAUUUGACUACAUAUCAAACUUGUACACGUGUUUACCACUGUAUGAAAAUGCCCCUGUCUAUACACUUACCAUUGUGAUAGCUUUAGCAUUACCAGUUGCGUUGGUCAUAUUGGUUACGUCGAUUUUAGUGAGAAAGUCACUUGAUGAUCAUCAACGCACAAGAGCCAGCUUAACUCAUUCUUCCUCACUUCAGCGGGGUUCUGGCAAAAAGAACCUUCCACACAAUGCAGGCAUUAAACAAACUGUUAAUCUCUUUAAAAUGAUCAGGAUUAUGAGUUUGGUAUUUUACGCAUGCUGGGUGCCGCAUAUGAUAACCGUUUCAUACUCAAUCAUAAUGCAGACUUCUGUCAACCAAUUGCUUAUCUUCUGCACCUAUUGGACCUUGGCGUCCAACAGCUUUCUCAAUACUGUCAUCUACUUCGCUAUGAAUAAAGUCUACAUGAAGAGAGGAGAGGCGAUUCUGAAGACGCUUCUUCCAGCAUGUUGUGUCAUGUGAAUACUUGGCAUCGGCAUGUGGACAAAUUUUGUUUCAGGGUGUUUUGUGGUC